Molecule: messenger RNA, 528 nt
Organism: Penaeus chinensis
Lineage: Eukaryota; Metazoa; Arthropoda; Malacostraca; Decapoda; Penaeidae
Product: glycine-rich cell wall structural protein-like
Exons: 3
Coding region: 33-455 (140 amino acids)
Source: RefSeq, a predicted model, not a curated record
CUCCUCGUCUGCAACAGCAAAGUAAAAUCAUAAUGGCUCUGAGUGCUCUGAUGAAGUCAGCCGUUGUGCUGGGAGUGAUGUACGGAGCUGUGGCUGACGGAGGCUACGGCUCUCACGGAGGUGGCUUUGGAGGCGGUGUUUCCGGAGGCGUAGGAGGAGGCUUCGGAGGAGGAAGCCACGGCGGCUUUGGAGGAGGCCUCGGUGGAGGCAGCUUCAUCGGAGGAGGCGGAGGCCACGGCGGCUACGGCGGAGGCGUUGGCGGCGGCAGCGUCGUCCCAGCACGUCUGGUCGGAGUCGGCGUCCUCCCCUCGGUCGGAGGCGGCUAUGGCGGCGGUGCCGUCGGAGGCCACGGCGGAGGCGCUGGAGGCUUCAUCGGAGGCGGCAGCAGUGUAGGAGGCGGAUUCGGAAGCCACGGGUCUUCCGGACACGUCAGCGGAGGAUACGGCGGGAAAUAAAGACUCAAUUAAUGCAGGAAUAAAUAUUUUGUGAUAUACUCUAUGAACUUUAUUUAGCCAGCCUGAGGUUUUG